GUCGCGGCCGCCACCGCCGCCACCGCCGCCGUCACCACAGCUGUGGGGGACCGGCGCGGGUGCGCAGGCGAAAGGCGCUCUUGCCCCGCUAAAAGUUCCCUCGAAAAAGCUACCAUCUUUCCAGCCCACCAUGGCGGAUGAAAUUGAUUUUACUACUGGAGAUGCUGGGGCUUCCAGCACUUACCCGAUGCAGUGCUCGGCCCUGCGCAAAAACGGCUUCGUGGUGCUCAAAGGACGACCAUGCAAAAUAGUAGAGAUGUCAACUUCCAAAACUGGAAAGCACGGUCAUGCCAAGGUUCAUCUUGUUGGAAUUGAUAUAUUCACGGGCAAAAAGUAUGAAGAUAUUUGCCCUUCUACUCACAACAUGGAUGUUCCAAAUAUUAAGAGAAAUGAUUAUCAACUGAUAUGCAUUCAGGAUGGUUACCUUUCCCUGCUGACAGAAACUGGUGAAGUUCGUGAGGAUCUUAAGUUGCCAGAAGGUGAACUAGGCAAGGAGAUAGAAGGAAAAUACAAUGCAGGUGAAGAUGUUCAGGUGUCUGUUAUGUGUGCAAUGAGUGAAGAAUAUGCUGUAGCCAUAAAGCCCUGCAAAUAAAUGGCAUCACCAGAAAUGAGCAAACUGUUUAGAUCUGAAUCUACUGCAGAUCU
Molecule: messenger RNA, 645 nt
Organism: Orycteropus afer afer
Lineage: Eukaryota; Metazoa; Chordata; Mammalia; Tubulidentata; Orycteropodidae
Gene: EIF5A2
Product: eukaryotic translation initiation factor 5A2
Biological process (GO): positive regulation of translational elongation; positive regulation of translational termination
Molecular function (GO): RNA binding; translation elongation factor activity; ribosome binding
Source: RefSeq, a predicted model, not a curated record